Molecule: messenger RNA, 1662 nt
Organism: Penicillium egyptiacum
Lineage: Eukaryota; Fungi; Ascomycota; Eurotiomycetes; Eurotiales; Aspergillaceae
Source: the annotation of a GenBank genome assembly
AUGGAGAUCUUGCUGUCUGCAAUGCAGUCAUUCGUUUCCCAGGGGGCUUCGGGGGCUUCCGUCAACGUCCUUCAGCCGUUUCAACCAGUUCAGUCCCUUGGCGGAAACAGCAUUUCAUCCUCUACGUUUUAUUCAGGUGGCACCCUGAUAAACACCAGCUCUGGGCUGGGUGUCAGUGAGGGGCCGAAAUCUGCGACGGACUCGACCCCCACAGCAUCACCGAAUCCACAUCAAGCAGACGCCCGGCUCGAUUUCUUUCGGUCGCGAAUGCUGCCGUAUUUCCCUUUCAUCAAUCUUACUCCAGACAUGACAAGCUUGUAUCUGCGCCAAAACAGGCCUUUCUUGUUUCAAGCGAUCCAGACAGUUACCAUAUUCUCGACGCAGGAAAGACUGACUCAAGUUGAGGAGCUAAAGCGUGUACUAUCCACGUCUGCUUUGCUCGAACUCCAGUCAAAUAUCGACUUGCUACUUGGCGUAUUGAUUUACCUAGCAUGGAGUACCGACGCUUUUCUUGGCAGAGCAGACCUUGUCUCUCGCCUGAUGAUGCUUGCUAUUUCGCUAGUGUAUGAUCUGCGGCUGUUUAAACCAUCCACGCCAGACGUGCAAGCCAUGAUGUCUAUUACCCAGGGAGAGGCCGACGAAACGAGCCCCAACGAUCAAAUCACCGACGGCUUUUUGGAAAACCAGAGGGCUUUAUUAGCUUGCUUUAUUUUGAGCUCCAAUGUUUCGUCGCACCUUGGGCGUCAAGAUGCUAUACGAUGGACGCCUCAGAUGGAAGAUGCGCUUCGAGUCAUCACACUAAGCAAAUCAUGCCCUGCGGAUGAAGUAUUCGUUUUUCAAGUACGCUUGCAGCUGUUAAAACAAAGAGCGGAUCAUGUUCGACAACAGGAUGAGAUAGAUUGCGCUCGUACAGGGACAGCCCCUGUGGCGGCCUCAGCUCCUCGCUUCCUGUAUCUCAAAACUUUGCGAACGCAGCUCCAUGAACUGAGAUCUUCAUUCCCCAAACAUCACCACCAGAUAGACAUUCUCAAUACACACGCUCAAUACGUCGGAUUAUACAUAAAUCAGCUCGGUUAUUCUAUAAGUCGAGAUUCGCCUGCGCUCGGCCAAUCUGGACAAAUUGGUGACGGUGGGAUGUUACUGGAAUUCCAACGCCUCGAGUGUCUGUGGCAGUCGGUUGAGAAUAUCAAGUCAUGGCUGGACGAGUUCUACAGAAUUCCUUGCUCGAAACUUGUCGGCCAACCCUUUCACUUUUGGUCACAGAUGAUUCUGAGUAUCACACUUUUGAAAUAUCUAUCAACACUCAAAGACCCAGAAUGGGAUAGCCAAGCGGUGCGGAACAUCAUCGACCUAACAUCGACGAUGGACUGUAUGCUGCAGAAGCUUGACCUAAGCAGCGAGGAACUGCAGUGCGAUGACCAUUUACUCAAGCUUUUAUCCAAGCUUUUGACCAGAUGUCGGCUGUGGGCUGAAGCUCGAUGGACCAUGGGUUCUCAGUUACAAGACGUGGAGACUAGGCCGUGUCGGAGUGCCGACCCUGACACAACCGGUCACCAUCACCAUAUUCCAGAUCUAGAUCAGAUUGUCUGGAUGCAGUCAAUGGAUUUGGGAGAUGACCAGUGGUUUGAAGAUGUACUGGGUAUACCCACAACAUCCUACUAG